Parnassius mnemosyne (clouded apollo) is the source of this 1362-nucleotide messenger RNA. The record is from the annotation of a GenBank genome assembly. NCBI's taxonomy places the organism in Eukaryota, Metazoa, Arthropoda, Insecta, Lepidoptera, Papilionidae.
AUGAAUGACGAAGACAUUUCGACACUCUUAUGGCGGUUAGAAAAUGGAGAGGUAUCAGAAGAUGAAAGUGAUCUAGAAGAGGAUGCCUUAGACUAUUAUGAUAAUGUCGGUGAGUUGCAAGCAGAUCUUGAAAGAGAGAACCAAAUACUAGAAGAAAUAUUGACCGAAAAUGAUGGGACAGCCCCUGAUCCUCCACUAAUAUUUGAUGAACUAGUAGAAAACCAGCCCCAUUCCAACGCCACUCCUAGUUUACGGGAUUUGAUAUGGAAAAAGAAGAAUUUGGAUUUGGUGGAUCAGGCUUUUACAUUUCUUGGAUGUACUGACUACCCUCCGAUUAUUAUGAAUUUAUCUACUCCUUAUCAGUAUUUUUCAUACUUUUUUGAUGAAAGUUUACUCGCAAGAAUCGUUACUGAAUCUAAUAAAUAUGCCAUACAAAAAAAUAUUAAUUUUUCUGAACCAAUGACAGUUCUGGAACUGAGAAAAUAUAUUGGUAUCUUGAUUUAUACUUCGGUAUAUCACUAUCCUAGUAUAAGAUCCUACUGGGCAAAUAAUGUAAGAUUCCAUCCAAUAGCUGAUACGAUGACCGUUAACCGUUUUGAAAAAAAUCGGGAAAUUCUUCAUUUUAACGAUAAUGAAGGUCACUUACCCCGUGAACAUCCUGAACAUGACAGAUUAUACAAAAUACGAACAAUAGUGGACCACCUAAAUCAACGAUUCAUGUCAGUUCCUUUUGAUCAUAGACUUUCAUUAGAUGAGCAGAUGUGCGCAACUAAAAUUUCGCACUUUAUGAAGCAGUACUUGCCCAACAAGCCUCAUAAAUGGGGCUUCAAAUUGUACGUGCUCUGUUGUCUGAUGGGUUACGCAUAUUCAUUUGAAAUUUACUCAGGAACUCAUGACUACAAAAGACUACCAAAUGAGCCAAAUCUUGGAGCAGUUUCAAAUACAGUGGUGCGUUUGCUUCGACCUGUACCGAGAAAAGUAAAUCAUAUAGUGUACUUUGACAACUUUUAUUCAAGCCUGACUCUGUUUCAUCAUUUGCACAAGGAAGGCAUAUAUUGCUUAGGUACAGUUCAAAGAAACAGAUUAGGAAAAACCUGUAAGCUACCAAAAAAGGAAGAUGUACAGAAAACAUCUGUACCAAGGGGUUCGUACGACGAGAAUGUUGCUUCUCUUGAUGGUGUUGAGUUUGCAGCGACUAGCUGGAAGGAUAACAAACAGGUCUUGCUGUUAUCUACGUAUGUAGGUGCAAAUCCUGUGGGUACUAUUAGCCGCUAUGACAAGAAGCAGAAAAAAAACAUAUCAAUACCAUGUCCGAAAGUAAUUGAAGAAUACACAUAUGGGGGGUGUGGACACAAUGGAUAG